GCAAACGUUUGCUGUUGACUUCUCUCUUCUUCAUGGUGUUUGUCUCAGCCAUGUUGACCUGUAUGAGACUGAAUUACCAGCUUUUUGCAAGUACUUGAGGGCACAUCCCAUUAAAAGGACAUUAUGCCCAAGUGUGAUGUUAAAACCAGAUAUAUACCAGCGACAUUUGCUUGGACAUUGCUUAUUGUAGCCACUUCAUUAUUUUUUUAUUACCCGGCCCAGUAUUAUAUACCAGCACACCCAUGGGUACCAGCAUAUCAGGGUGUUAUUACCUUCUUCGUAUUGGCAAAUUUUACACUUGCUACUUUUAUGGAUCCAGGAGUUAUUCCGAAAGCCCCUCCUGACGAAGACAGGGAAGAUGAUUUUAGGGCUCCAUUGUAUAAAAAUGUCGAUAUAAAUGGUAUUACAGUUCGUAUGAAGUGGUGUGUUACUUGCAAAUUUUACAGACCGCCAAGAUGUUCACAUUGUAGUGUUUGUAAUCAUUGUAUAGAGACUUUUGAUCACCAUUGUCCAUGGGUCAACAACUGUAUAGGAAGAAGAAACUAUCGCUUCUUCUUUUUCUUCCUCAUAUCACUAAGUUUACACAUGAUUAGUAUAUUUACCUUAAGCCUCAUUUAUAUUCUAAAUUAUAAGCAAGCCUACACCAAUCCAGAACCAAUAAUAGCUAUGGUGCUGAUGGGACUGAUAGCUUUAUUGGCGAUUCCAAUAUUUGGUUUAACAGGUUUCCAUAUGGUUUUGGUGUCUCGAGGUCGGACAACAAAUGAACAAGUAACGGGGAAAUUUAAAGGCGGCUACAAUCCAUUUUCGAGAGGUUGUUGGGAUAACUGUUGUUACACACAGUUUGGGCCACAGUUCCCGAGCUUAAUAAAACCACACAAGUACAAUGCGAAACGAAAACAUUGUCCUCAUGGACCAAUAGCUACGAUCACAAACGAUAGUCAAGUAAAAACUUACAUGGAUAACAGCAAUGGAGUUCGGAAUAUCAACUCUAACGCUUACAAUAAAAUGUCACCUGGUCGUGACGGCUGUGAAUUAGAUAUGGAACCCUCAGCAUCACAAUCCCAAGACUGCGAACCGACACCACCUCUACAGAGGCACGGUUCAAAAAGCAACUUCUUCCUGCCAACGAUCGAGGGUGAAUCUCCAAGGCACCCUAGAGGGGUCCAUUAUCCUCGUAGCAGUCCCCACCCAAGACCGAGGGGACUCGAUCCAAACCGUAGCGGUACCCCGGAGAGUUUAGGUACACAGCGACCGUCUCCCACCAUGCAACAGAGAAUAAAAGCAUUAGGGGUACCGACCCCCCUGGCCCUAUCUAGUCCAGUUAGAAGAUCUAACCCCAGCACUCCAACUCAGCCAAGACGUCCUGACUUCAUCGGUGUGGUCUACUCAAAUCAGACAGGACAGUAUUACGAAUUUCAACCGCAGGAAAACACUGUUCAGCGACAGAUGAUGCCUCAAGGAUACGGCAGCCCACAGCGUCGCUUCAUGUCAGAAGGCGAACUCGUGAGGCAAGAAGCGCAGCUUUCCUAUCCAAGGUCGAACAACACCGUGGAUAAUAUCAGGGAAUUAGCUAACUCACCUCAGAGGGGUGUGUACAUGUGGAAAGAUACAUCGCCCGGUUACGCGCCUCCCCCUCAGCAGCCAGAUUUUUAUCGGUCAAAUCCUACUAGUCCCACACAGCAGACAUAUACUGCCCCCAGACCUUACCAUCCAGCAAUGCGCGGAGGUGUGGCUGUAUAUCCCCCGCAGAGCCCACAGGUGCAUCGUAAAGCACAGAUGGGGGCCGGAACACCUACUGUGCCGGACAAUAGACGGAGGCCCAUGUCUUUUGUCAGAGCUCUGGAAAUGUCGGACACAGUAGAACUAAACUCACAAAACUCUCAGUGUUCUGCUCACAUGUCCCAGCGCCCCACAACGCCCGAUCGUACCAGCGUGUACGAUAUGAACUAUGAAAUAUCGGUAUAGGGUAGGUGUUGGCACUCUCGCCAUGCCGAAUGAGUGCAUUUAGUUUCUCUGCAUCAGAGACCCUGAUAAAGUAAACAUUCCGUUUACUGUUCAUCCCACGGACCUAAGACCUUGUAGUGUGUGUAUUAUAAUCUGUAUGUUAUUUGUUGUUAUUCUACAAUGUUUAUGAUAUUUUUAAUAUUAUAUUGUGCAGUCUCGAAAUCGUGGCUUGUGUUGUUUUGUUGAAUUUUUAACCUGUUUUGUUUUAUAUGUUUCUUUGACACGAGGGAAAAUUAAACGAUUCGACAGUAAUGUACUAAUACGGAACAGUGUGCUCGGGCAAAUUUUUUUUACAAGAGUCUUUGUUGAGUGUAUUAUCGAUAACAUAAUUAUGUAAAUAUUAAUAAUUGUAUAAUUGCAGUAAAUUUAUUUAUAAAAUUGUUUAACGAUACAGAUUUUAAAUGGUUUAACCUGUACAAAUGGAUUAACUUAACAGACUAUACUUUAUUAUUACAUAGAAAACACCUUGGAGUGAUAGAUAAUCAAUUUUAAUUGUUUUAUACAAAUUUUGUACCACCCCUCCUUAUUUAAUAGAAAUUGUAAAUUUUGUCAUC
Messenger RNA from Anoplophora glabripennis (Asian longhorned beetle), 2558 nucleotides. RefSeq names its product palmitoyltransferase ZDHHC5 (gene Zdhhc8). NCBI's taxonomy places the organism in Eukaryota, Metazoa, Arthropoda, Insecta, Coleoptera, Cerambycidae. The transcript has 8 exons. The record is from RefSeq and is a predicted model, not a curated record. Bases 124 to 1965 code for a protein of 613 amino acids. Gene Ontology annotation, molecular function: palmitoyltransferase activity. Gene Ontology annotation, biological process: protein palmitoylation.